This is a messenger RNA of Talpa occidentalis (Iberian mole), 2032 nucleotides long. It is a transcript of the gene PAQR4, whose product is annotated as progestin and adipoQ receptor family member 4. The transcript is spliced from 3 exons. Gene Ontology annotation, cellular component: membrane. The coding region runs from base 1 to 822 and encodes 273 amino acids. Gene Ontology annotation, molecular function: signaling receptor activity. NCBI's taxonomy places the organism in Eukaryota, Metazoa, Chordata, Mammalia, Eulipotyphla, Talpidae. The record is from RefSeq and is a predicted model, not a curated record.
AUGGCGUUCCUGGCCGGGCCGCGCCUGCUGGACUGGGCCAGCUCCCCGCCGCACCUGCAGUUCAACAAGUUCGUGCUGACCGGGUACCGGCCGGCCAGCAGCGGCUCGGGCUGCCUGCGCAGCCUCUUCUACCUGCACAACGAGCUGGGCAACAUCUACACGCACGGGCUGGCCCUGCUGGGCUUCCUGGUGCUGCUGCCGAUGACCAUGCCCUGGGGUCAGCUGGGCAAGGACGGCUGGCUGGGGGGCACACACUGUGUGGCCUGCCUGGCACCCCCUGCAGGCUCCGUGCUCUACCACCUCUUCAUGUGCCACCAGGGGGGCAGCCCCGUCUACACCCGACUCCUUGCCCUGGACAUGUGCGGGGUCUGCCUCGUCAACACCCUGGGGGCCCUGCCCAUCAUCCACUGCACCCUGGCCUGCAGGCCCUGGCUGCGCCCCGCUGCCCUGGUGGGCUACACCGUGCUGUCAGGCGUGGCUGGCUGGCGGGCCCUCACCGCCCCCUCCACUGGCGCCCGGCUCCGCGCCUUUGGGUGGCAGGCCGGAGCCCGCCUCCUGGUGUUCGGGGCGCGGGGAGUGGGGCUGGGCUCCGGGGCCCCGGGCUCCCUGCCCUGCUACCUGCGCAUGGACGCGCUGGCGCUGCUCGGGGGGCUGGUGAACGUGGCCCGCCUGCCGGAGCGCUGGCGACCCGGCCGCUUCGACUACUGGGGCAACUCCCACCAGAUCAUGCACCUGCUCAGCGUGGGCUCCAUCCUCCAGCUGCACGCCGGCGUCGUGCCUGACCUGCUCUGGGCGGCCCGCCACGCCUGCCCCCCGGACUGAGCUGCCGCCACCGCCCGCCCGCCCGCCGCCGCCCGCCCGCGGUCUCCUCGAGCCAACACCAUCAAGCUUCCCCUGCUGCUGGUCUGGCGGGGCUUGACUUCCUCAGGGCUGCCCAGCUGGGAACUCGUCUGCUCACCCCUGCCGCCCGGUGGACCAGCCUCCUCUCCCCGCUCCCUGGAGUCCUGUCUCACUGCGGGCUGGAAGUUUCCUCCUGUGGGCCUCCGCUGCCCCUCUCUGACCUGAGUGUCGGAGCUGAGGGACACUGGAGUCAUUUCUUGCUCUGAACUUUUGAAUCCUGCCGGCAAAGGCCAUCACCUCCCCUCCUUGGGCCCUCAUAUGUGGCACCUGUGGCUGCCUGGCCCAGGCUCCGACCAUGCUUCCUGACCGCCACCUCCGCCCUGCCCGAUGCCAGCCCAUCUAGAGACUGUGGUGGGAGGGGCUUGGGUGGCAAGACCGACCCCUUAUCCCAGGACCAAGGGACAGGACGGCAGUAGCUGCUGCUUUUUCGAGGCAGCUGGCACUGAGACAGCUGCGUCGCCCUGACCCAGGACCCCUCCACCUCGAGUGCCAUGCUGACUGCUACAUCUGCCCGCCGGGCCGUGCCUGCUCAGGAAAUCUUUCUUUCACACAGCGUUUGGCUCCCAGCUCCAGCCCUGGCCGGCCGGGCCCUGCAGCAGGGCUCAGCCCUGGCUCCUGGGCCGCAGACCCUGGGCGACAUCAAUAAAGGGGGCAGGAAGCGCUGCAUUGUCACAAAAGCACGCUUGGGUGCUCCCCAGAUCCAAGUAGCUUUAUUAGACAUGGCCGGACAGGAGGGGCCCUGGACUUCCCAGGGGACCUCGGUCUCCAGGAGGAGGGAGGGGCUGGAAGGGUAAAAGCACGGAGGCUAGUGCGGCUCAGCUUGGGCCCAGUGAGUCCUCAAACAGACUGAGGAGGUUCCGAGGCUCAAAGGAGGGGAAGGUGCCCCGAGGUGGUUCAGAGUCUAGGUCACUUAGGUCCAGGGGAUCCCUGCGGAGGGCGGGAAGAGAAAUGACCCUCAGGACCCGUAAGCCACCCCUCCCACGGCCUGGGCCGGGGCCCACUCACCUCAUCGGGCACCUGCUCUGGGGCGUGGAGGUGCUCCCGGGAGUCCUGGCUAGCAUGGCCUCUGGAGACAGCGAGGGUCUGUGGAGGGUGGGCAAGAAGAGUGGGGUGUUUUGCAGAAGAGGACCAA